AUGGUGCUUCGAAAGAAAGAAGUGUACACGAUUAUCACGCCAAUCCCCGGCUUUAUACCCCGCCAACUGGCCAUCGACAUCCUGCAUAGCCAUGGCGAGGUCAUAAACCUCAAUCCUCUCGUCCUCGACCACAAGCUGAUCAAAGCACCUCGCGAUGCCGCCACCGACGAGUACUACUCUACCUGGUAUGAGAUCACCGAGCGCGUGCAAUUGGUGCCAGGAAUGGGCAAGUUCGGGUCCAGCAAAAUCUCGUUCAACGCCUGCUUCCACGACCUACCGUGGGGCCUCCAGACCCAUGUCUACGCUCCCUUGAAUAUCGAUAUGCGGAACAAGUAUCGCAUCGGCGGGAACCAACCAGGUGUCGAACCUCCAGAGCCGGCUGAGAUCGGGAUGGCAGAGCUAGGGGUCCCGAGGGACGGGCUAUACUUGAGGGAGGACAUUGAAAUUCGAUGCAACAUCGCUAUGGUAAGCACAGUGAAGGCGCAAAUGAAAGCGGCCAGUAAGGAGAUGGUGGGGCGUAUCAUCAAGAAAGCCGAGUUGUUGGAUGCUGGCGUAUUGGAAGCCAUGAUAGAAAACGGGAGAAUGAAGACGUACAAACCUCAGAAUCGGAACUACACAGGCGGGUUAGAGGAGUCGAGAUCACCGCAGCUCUCGCCCUCAUUACCCUAUGGUCCAAACUCGCCACAGUCGCCGACCAUUCCAUACCAGAUCCCACGACCAGUCUCUACGCAAUACCAGCCGCGCAGUCGCCCUGGAACCUCUGGGUCUAACGGGUAUGCGCCGUCCUGGCAAAUGCAGCAGCAGCAAAUGAUGAUAGACGAAAACAAGCCACCGCAUCUGCAUGCAGGACUACCCCACAGCCAGAACUUUGCGCCAGGAAGCCAGGCCUUCCCGAUGGAACUGCCUGGUGACUUCUACCAUCCUCAGUCCUCUCCGCAGCUAUCCCCUAGCAACCCGGCCAUGGGGCGCAACUCUCCUAACUUGAACCCUCCGUACUCGCCCGACCCAACUGGGCAGAGGUGGUCGCACCAGCCGAACCAGUCGGCGAAAGCUUCGCGACCUACUUCGUAUGCCUCCGACCCUGGCAUCAUGAACCGUGGCUCUCCCGGACCCGAACGCAAUGCCUUCGCCGCCGAGCUGGCGACACACCGCGAGACACCCGAGGAACACAGUACCGACAAAUUCGGGAGCCGGACAAACGGGUACCGUGCAUUCAGUUACAACUACAACCCCGCAGACUACUCCCGACCGAAUCGCUAG
Messenger RNA from Xylaria bambusicola, 1260 nucleotides. RefSeq lists its product as uncharacterized. The record is from RefSeq and is a predicted model, not a curated record. The transcript has a single exon. NCBI's taxonomy places the organism in Eukaryota, Fungi, Ascomycota, Sordariomycetes, Xylariales, Xylariaceae. Bases 1 to 1260 code for a protein of 419 amino acids.